CGCCGUAAAGCGCGGGGCCAUGGCUGCCGCCCGGGUGCUGCGGGCCGGUGCCUGCUGCCGCCGCCGCCUCCUUUCCUCCUCCUCCUCCAUCUCCUCCGCCUCCUCCAGUGGCGGCCGCGCGGCCGAGCGCGGGGAGCGGCCGGACAGCGCGGGCCUGGGGUUCCGCCCCCCCGCGCACUCGCACAGCGACUGGAUCGGGCCCCCGGACAAGCACUCCAACCUGCGCCCCAUCAUCUUCUACGUGCCCCCCGACGAGUCGGCGCUGGAGCGGCGGCUGCGGGAGGCGCGCCAGGAGGCCCAGGCCAGCAACCAGCGCUUCUGGGCACGGCACAACCGCGCCUUCCGCCAGGAAAAAGAAGAAUUUAUUUAUUCAAGACUGAAAGCCAAGGGUCUGGAAUUGAGAGAUGAAUCAGGUCAAAAAGCAACACUGAAUGCAGAAGAAAUGGCUGACUUUUACAAGGACUUUCUAAGUAAAAAUUUUAAAAAGCAUUUGCAGUAUAACAGAGAUUGGUAUAAACAUAACUUUAGGAUCACAUUCCUCAUGGGACAAGUGGCACUGGUGAGAGCUCUGAGGUGGCUUCGUCGGAGAAAGAAAAAUGUACAACAGUAAUCACAGAACCAUGAAGAAUGCAACACUGCUGUAAACUUGUGGUUUAUAGUAAUAUUCAAAAUCUGAAUGGUUGAUGCAAUAAUUACUUGAAUUUGUUUGUUAAUCUAUGUAAAUAAAAGUCAACACUGGUCUUAA
Catharus ustulatus (Swainson's thrush) is the source of this 745-nucleotide messenger RNA. RefSeq names its product cytochrome c oxidase assembly factor 8. Bases 20 to 610 code for a protein of 196 amino acids. Gene Ontology annotation, cellular component: mitochondrion. Lineage: Eukaryota; Metazoa; Chordata; Aves; Passeriformes; Turdidae. The transcript is spliced from 5 exons. Gene Ontology annotation, biological process: intrinsic apoptotic signaling pathway. The record is from RefSeq and is a predicted model, not a curated record.